Rotaria sp. Silwood2 is the source of this 687-nucleotide messenger RNA. The record is from the annotation of a GenBank genome assembly. NCBI's taxonomy places the organism in Eukaryota, Metazoa, Rotifera, Eurotatoria, Philodinida, Philodinidae.
AUGAAAGAUUGUGGUUGUGGCUAUCAAAACGUUCAACUUGCUGCGUCAAGAAUUGUUGGCGGCAACGAAGCUAUUCCAUAUAGUUGGUCAAUGAUUGUAUCGAUCCGAUUCAAUUGUAAUCUCGAUGGAAAUGUUAAAGCGCAUUGUUGUGGUGGUACUAUUCUAAACGAAUAUUAUAUUCUUACAGCUGCUCAUUGCGUUGAACAAAUAGAUCAGACAUCUUUACUAUCGCAUAAUAUUACCAUUGCUGCUGGAAUUCACAAUCUAACUGAAACCUAUCAAACAAUUCGACGUGUCGAUCAGAUUUUCAUUCAUUCUGAAUAUGCAGGAAUGCUACAACUAUAUAAAAAUGAUAUUGCUAUUCUUCAUUUAGCUGAACCGCUUGAUCUUGAUGCAAAUCCAUUUCUUACUCGAACUUGUCUUCCGUCUCGAAUCAAUUCAACAGAAGAUUUCAUCGAAUAUCCAUCAAAUGGAACCAUGUUGGUUGCUAUAGGUUGGGGUAUUACAAAUCAGCUGGAAAACAUGGAACCUCAGGCACUACGACAAUUGAGUAUCUAUGCAAUUCAUCACAAUGAUUCGACAUGUGCAAGAUCUAUCGGACAUGUUAGUGUACAAUUUUGUGGAGGAUUGUACGAAGGUGGUAAAGGAAUAUGUUAUGGUAUGUCAUUGUGUUUCAAUAAAGAGUGA